AUUCAGAACGGUGCAAAAAGGAACCGAACACUCCGACGGACUAACUUGGCUGGACACCACGUCCUGCGUCAUAAGCUACGUCACUUCCGUAGCUCCGUGCGGCUAAUACCGGCCAGCCACUGUGCGCGUGCCGCUCUCAUAGGCACUCAACAGGUCCCAGGUAUGAUGAGCACCAGGACGAAUGCAAUCAUCGCCGGGAUGUGUGGAGCCGUUUUUAUCGCGUACUGUUUUUAUUUUGACAGGAAGCGACGGAGUGAUCCUAGCUUUAGGGAAAAGCUACGAGAAUGUCGGAGAAAAAAGUAUUCUAGUGGGAAGUGUGGACUGGCACAGCUGCCUGAGUUGAUGGACACUAAAGCUGUCCAAAAAUACUUUCUGGAGGAAAUCCAGCUUGGAGAGGAACUGCUGUUACAUGGUGAGGUUGACAAAGGUGUGGAGCAUCUGACCAAUGCCAUAGCGGUAUGCAGUCAGCCUCAGCAGCUGCUGCAGGUGCUGAGGCAGACGCUGCCUCCUCCCGUCUUCCAAAUGCUGCUUAACAAACUGUCCACAUUCAGCCAGCGAAUGGUCAAAUCAAGAUCUUUAACAGAAGACGACGUGGAAUGAAUCGGUUUUGAGUUUAUGGCUGCUUUUAUUAUUCCUUAAAGGAAUGUCAGACUUUAGCACUUUAGUAUGAUUAUCUGCUCUUUUAUGCAUCGCAAGCUUCAUUGUGAUGGAGGACUCUGAGUUAUAUGUAACCUCAAAACCACCAGAUAUCAUAUUUUCUCGACACCUAUUUAUUAAAUGUACUGUUUUUCCUUAAAACAGCAAUAAUGUUUUUCAGUAGCGUUGCUGAGCCGUUUUAAACUAGACGCACUUCUGAUGUUUGUUGCAUAUUUUUUAACAGUUGUUACAUGUGAGAUAUAUUUCUUUAGUAUCCUGUCAGUUAUUUCUGUGUGAAAUCCUGUAAUAAAACCUGAGAAUCAC
Messenger RNA from Menidia menidia (Atlantic silverside), 960 nucleotides. NCBI's taxonomy places the organism in Eukaryota, Metazoa, Chordata, Actinopteri, Atheriniformes, Atherinopsidae. The record is from the annotation of a GenBank genome assembly.